Glycine soja is the source of this 1575-nucleotide messenger RNA. RefSeq names its product plant UBX domain-containing protein 10-like. The record is from RefSeq and is a predicted model, not a curated record. The transcript has 4 exons. The coding region runs from base 233 to 1363 and encodes 376 amino acids. Gene Ontology annotation, cellular component: endoplasmic reticulum. Gene Ontology annotation, molecular function: ubiquitin binding. NCBI's taxonomy places the organism in Eukaryota, Viridiplantae, Streptophyta, Magnoliopsida, Fabales, Fabaceae.
AAACAUUCUUGGACAAUCCUCCCGUGUCUUUUCCACAGAACAAGAUUUCAAAGAAAGACAAUAUUGCAUGGUAAACUUGAUUCCCUUUAACAUUUUGAUAAUCAUACAUCUCUUGGACGCUACAAAUUCUCAUCAUCUUAACUAUGUUACAUUAGAACACCCGAAAUUAAAGCAUGCAGUUGCUGCAAGAAUAAUUUGGAGGGACUAGUGUGGAAAGUUGAAACAGAAAGAAAUGCCAUCAACAGUGAGGGAUCACGGGAUUGUUCGGAGGAUGGCAAGUCUCCCUCGAAGCAUAAUGGAGUUUAUAGGAAGAGGAAGAAGAAGAAAUCAGCACACAAAUUUUCCUUUGCAGCCUCAAGACCACCAUCAUGAUCCACAACCACAUGGUCAAGUAGUAGUUCAAGAUGAAUGGAGUUUUCUAGAGAGUUUUGAGCAGCAAUUUGGCACCAAACAUCCUUUCUUCUAUGCUUGCCGGUUCAUGGAAGCUAUUAAGUUAGCUGAGCAUGAUCACAAGUUCUUGUUCAUGUACCUCCACUCGCCUGACCACCCUUUUGCAAACGUUUUCUGCAAGGAAACGCUGUGUUCAGAGCCGGUGAUCCAGUUUCUUGAUGUGAAUUUUGUUUGCUGGGGUGGACUUGUGGAUAGAGGAGAGGGUGUGCAAAUGGUAGCAACACUAAGUCCUGCUACUUUUCCUUGUUGUGCUGUCAUAGCCCCCACUCCUGGUGAGAGCAUAGCAGUGCUGCAACAGCUAGAGGGACCCCUUUCGCCAGCUGAGCUAGCAGGGAUUCUACAAAGAACAUUGGAAGAACAAGGGGUGGCUUUUGGAAGUGAUAGGGCUAAGCAGGAAGAAAAGAUCCGAGCAGACCGUAGGCUUAGAGAAGAGCAAGAUGCUGCAUAUCUUGCAGCUUUGCAAAUUGACAAGGAAAAAGACAAACCGAAUAGUUUACCUCCAAGAGAGAGACUUCAGAAGCCGGGUGAAGCUCACAACAACAGAAAUUAUGGGAAAUUGUUGAACAAUUCUAUCAAUGUCACUAAACAGAACAGCAAAGUGAAUGAGUCCAAUAAAGAAAAACGAGACAAGGGAGUUGCAAGUAAAGGAAGCGAGUCUCAGCCCACACAGAUACUCAUAAGGUUUCCAAACGGGGAAAGAAGAGAGCAUACUUUCCUUUACACAGACAGAAUCCAGUCCAUUUUCUCAUACAUUGAUUCAUUAGGUUUGCCAUGGAUUGGAAACUACAGAUUGAUAUCAAAUUUUCCAAGAAGAGCUUAUGGAGUUGAUCAAAUGAGAAUGACUCUCAAAGAGGCUGGCCUGUAUCCUAAAGCUAGUGUGUUCCUGGAGCCUUUAGGAACUAGAGUCCCAUAACCCCCAUGUUAAAGAACAACAUAAAUUUGAAUUUCAUUAAUCAAAAUGAGAGCAACAAAAAUUAUUGCGUGGACUUCACUUGAGCUCUUAAAUUGAUUAAGAUUUGAGUGCAUCUCCAAAAUUUCUGGACUUCUUGUUAAAUGAUAAUUUCUAACCCUUUUAACUGUUGUUCUUGUUUAUAGUAAAAGCAUAAUUGCUCUGCCGAUUCCAAA